This is a messenger RNA of Anthonomus grandis grandis, 3532 nucleotides long. RefSeq lists its product as uncharacterized. NCBI's taxonomy places the organism in Eukaryota, Metazoa, Arthropoda, Insecta, Coleoptera, Curculionidae. The record is from RefSeq and is a predicted model, not a curated record. The transcript has 14 exons. The coding region runs from base 368 to 2458 and encodes 696 amino acids.
UUUGGCUUACUUCAAUAGUGGAAGCCUUAGAGUCCACCAGAGACCGAUCAUUUUACUAUAUCAGUCUGACUAGAGUUGAAAUCUAGCCGGCUGAUCUUUGAAGAUUUUUUUCUUUUACUUCUCGAAUCAAUUUGUUCAAAAGGCGACUGCGACACUUUAGUUUUAUCUCUGGUUUACCGUUUUGCUUUCAUCUGUCAACGGUUUCUUUUUACGGUCAUUAUAAAAAAAAAAUUCAAUCAAUCCGCGUUGACAUUGACAUUGUGAAUGGUGUUUUGAAGUGUGUGAAAGGUUCAACGCUCGUGGACUGUUACGUUAAGAUAGACUCCGGCACCCACUGACAUUGACCUGUUCUGCAAUUAUAAUAAAGAUGGAUCGCACUUGCCAUUUAGUCAUAGGAGUUCUUCUAGUCCUAGUUGUUAAUGAGGCAUUUGGCCGAAUAGCAUUUGAGAAGCUUACAGACUUCGAUUACAAAGGAAACACGUACUACACAGUGAAAAAUCUCAGUUUAUACGAAUGCCAGGGAUGGUGUAGAGAAGAACCCGAUUGUCAAGCUGCUGCAUUCAGUUUUGUAUUGAAUCCUUUGAUACCCGUUCAGGAAACGCAAUGUCAGCUGCAAAAUGAAACUCAAGCAAACAAUCCAUCCGCAGUGGCGCAGCGCAGUGUUAACAUGUACUACAUGACCAAGCUACAGCUGCGCAGUGACAACAUUUGCUUAAGACCGUGGGCUUUUGAGAGGGUACCGAACAAAAUGAUCCGAGGAUUGGACAACGCUAUUAUUUAUACCUCAACCAAAGAAGCCUGUUUAGCUGCAUGCUUAAACGAACACCGUUUUACUUGCCGAUCCGUAGAAUAUAACUACAUUACACUGCAAUGUCAACUUAGUGACACAGAUAGACGGUCAGUUGGACAAUUUGUGCAAUUUGCAGAUGCUCAGGGUGUAGACUACUUCGAAAACUUAUGCUUGAAGGGUAAUCAAGCUUGCAAAGGUAAUAGAAUAUUCCAAACACCAAGAAUUGGAGUAGCAGAUGACAAAGUAGCUCAGUACGCUGGUCUUAACUACUACACAGAUAAAGAAUUGCAAGUUACAUCAGAAGCUGCCUGCAGAUUAGCUUGCGAGAUUGAAAACGAGUUCUUAUGUAGAAGUUUCUUAUUCAAAGGACCACCACAAGGAUCUCAAUACAAUUGUCAACUUUUCCAUUUGGACCACAAAACCUUACCUGAUGGACCCAGCACUUAUUUAAACGCCGAGAGACCAUUGAUUGACAGCGGAGAACGAAUUGGUGCAUAUUUCGAAAAUACUUGUGAAAAAUCAGCAUCACUUCCAGGUGGCAGUGACAGUAACCUUCCUGUGGUAUUCGACACUUCCGAAGACCCAACUUUAAAUAAUCUUACCAAAACUGCAGAUGUUAACUGUGAUAAAACUGGCACCUGUUAUGAUGUAUCCGUCAACUGCAAAGACACCAAAAUUGCUGUAUCAGUAAGAACCAAUAAACCCUUCAAUGGCAGAAUUUAUGCCCUGGGAAGGUCAGAAACCUGUAAUGUUGAUGUUGCUAAUAGCGAUCUCUUCCGAUUGGACCUUACCAUGACAGGACAAGAUUGUAAUACACAGUCAGUGACCGGAGUCUACAGUAAUACAGUAGUGCUGCAACACCAUAGCGUAGUAAUGACCAAAGCGGACAAAAUAUACAAAGUAAAAUGCACAUACGAUAUGUCAUCCAAAAACAUUACCUUCGGAAUGAUGCCAAUAAGAGACCCAGAAAUGAUCAGUAUUACAUCUGCUCCUGAGGCCCCACCACCAAGGAUCCGCAUCUUGGACAGCCGCCUUAGAGAAGUAGAAACAGUCAGAAUUGGAGACAAACUUACUUUCAGAAUCGAAAUUCCUGAAGACACUCCGUAUGGUAUUUUUGCAAGAAGCUGCGUGGCAAUGGCCAAAGACGCCAAGAGCACAUUCGAAAUCAUCGAUGACGAUGGAUGUCCAGUUGAUCCCAGCAUCUUUCCAGCUUUCACUCCUGACGGCAAUGCUCUUCAGUCAGUAUACGAAGCAUUUAGGUUUACAGAAUCGUAUGGUGUGAUCUUCCAGUGUAACGUUAAAUACUGUCUUGGGCCUUGUGAACCAGCUGUUUGUGAAUGGGGAAGAGACUCAAUCGAAUCUUGGGGAAGAAAGAAGAGAAGCAUCCAAAAUCAGACCGAAGAAGAAAAAGACGAAGACAUGACCCUAAGCCAGGAAAUCCUCGUAUUGGACUUCGGCGACGAAAAGCAAUCCGAAUAUUUAAAGAGUGAUUCAAAUAGUGCUGAUUUUGGAAAAGACAAAACUGUGACCAUCAUUGAGCCUUGUCCGACCAAGACAUCCGUGUUGGCCCUAGGAGUGACUUGCGCGCUUUUAGUCCUUCUCUACGUAACGACGUUAUUCUGCUACUACAUGAAGAAAUGGCUGAGCCCCAGUAAACAUCUAGCUUAAUCUAGUGCAAUAUGGAAUGGUAGUGGCGGUACUUUAAAUUCAUAAAGAUUCCGUAUCUUGUACCUUUUUAAUUGAGCUAUAUGAUAGGCUCGUUAGAAUAGUAGUUUUAUGCAUUAAUUUAAUCAUUCUGGUAUUAUAUGAUACAUUCCUUUUUAAGUUACUGAAUUAAGAUUUAAGUGAAAUAAUUUUUGGGGUUUUAACAAGACUGUAAAUAGCCUUAGGAAAGACCAAGAAAAGGGAACAAAAUAGAACCCCGAAAUUUAUUUCUAGGCUAUUCAGUACAACUAGCUUUGGCCUUAUAAAGAAUUUUUUGUUUGGAACCAAAAAAUACAAAGUGAUUGGAAGACUCAAUCAGCUAGUUUUCUGAAUACUUUUAGAAAUUUCACCGAGUUUCUUUAAAACAGUUUUUAUGCCUAAUAAAAUAAUAAGAGACGCGGUGGACUGUUUAUAUUUAUAUAAACAGAAGACGCAUUUAAAAUACUUAAGUAAAUUAUGCUCUUUGUAUGAUCUUAAUAAAUUCUUAAAACCUUACAUUAGUGGAACAUUAAGGAAUCAAUUUCAAAGAUUAUACGAAAAGCAUCGGCUAGAUAGUUUAAAGACUUAUGAAUUGAUAUUAUUUUUUAAAUAGACACAUUUUCUUGGGCACGGGUGUAGGUUUCUUAUUGGUGGUGGGUUGCUGUGAUCUUAAAAAUUGCAUAAAUUUUUUUACUGUUACAAACUACAGUUUUUGGCUUAAAUUAUUAUGUGAUCUUAAUAUGAAUGAGAAGGUUGUGAAAUUUUUUGUUUAACUCUUUUUAUGAGUGAUUUUAACGAAAAAAAGUUAAUUAUAAUGGUUUGUAACAAUAAGAUAAAAUGCUUAAUUAAAAAUUUUUAGUGAUUUUCUGAUAUUCUAAUUUUUAGUUACUUAUUAGUAUUUAUUUAAAAUGAUUUUAGAAUAAUUAGGUAACUGUAUAUAUUAUAUUUUAAAUUAUUAAUACAGAUCUGUAGUAAUUGAUAACCAUUUAUUAAAACCCUAAUUAGUAUGACAUUUCUUUUUUAUACAAUUAUAUGUACUAGGAUUAUUAAUAAAUUUGC